Messenger RNA from Chilo suppressalis (striped riceborer), 1268 nucleotides. NCBI's taxonomy places the organism in Eukaryota, Metazoa, Arthropoda, Insecta, Lepidoptera, Crambidae. The record is from the annotation of a GenBank genome assembly.
GUAUACUUAAAUAUCUACCUAAGCUUUUUACAAAGCUUAGAGAGACAAUAUGACCAUAAAUUUCUAAGACUUCACAGCUUUGCACUACAAAACACUAUAAAAAGUCGAUUAGUGUCAUGUUAUCUGGGAAAGGGUAGGGGAAGGGCGGGAACACGGUGGGCGUACGCGCAGGUACAUAAACUCCUAAGCCGGACCUCAUCGACUCAUUACUAGUUACGUACUCCUAGAGUAGAGCGUACUCCUAGAGUAGAGAGUUUUUUAAAUUUACAUUUUAUUAUUUUUCUGCCAAAAUGGCAGACAGAGAGGUGUGUGCUUAGUUAAAAUGUGAUAUCCUUAUCGAAUCUUCAGUAAGUGUAAAGUGAAGUUUAUAACGUUAAAAAUCUUAUAAAUUUCAGAACAACUAUCAGCCACCGAAACGCGGUCGCCCACCAGGCAGGAAUCGCCAAGCAUUUAAUAAGGAGCAGAAACGCGCGCGCAAUGCAGAGCUUGAGCGGGUGCGGCGCGGCGGUAUCGCGACAGCCACGACCGAUCUCUCCAGCGAAAUGCAGAUGAAGGAAAAAGUAAAGCUUGCACAUCUAUUGGCGGCAACUCUCACGCAUUUCAUUCGUGAACAGGAAAAAGAACCCGUUAGUGAAAUACAAGCCACGAACGAUGCCUUGGAAGCAGAAAUCAAAGAAUUAGAACGGCAGCGGGCAAUUUUACUGGCCGCUACCGAAGAGGAGGAGUGCGAGGGAGAGGAGCCGUCGCAUAGCGCGGAAAUUCUAAACCUAGAAGCGGCAACAAGCUCGCAGUUUGCUAUAAGAGAUAGUUUCUCCUGUGAGGAGAAUCUGCUGGAGCAGGAAGCCUCAACAAGCUUGCAGCCUGCUAAACGUGCGAGGUUUUCCUCUGAGGAGAAUCUGCUGGAGCAGGAAGCCACAACAAGCUUGCAGCCUGCUAAACGUGCGAGGCUAUCCUCUGACGAGAAUCUGCUGGACCAGGAAGCCACAACAAGCUUGCAGUCUGCUAAACGUGCGAGGCUUUCCUCAGAGCAGCAGUCUGCGUCGGAAGAGGAGCUAUUGUUAGUUCUCUCGCCAAUAGCUCAGUCGUCGCCCGAGACCGAACCCGAGGCCAGCCCGCCAUACCAGCCACCUGCCGCUGGCACUGGAGAAAUGGAUUCUUUACUGUCGCCAGAACAGCUGAGGCAGUUAGAAGCACUCCUAGAUAUGGUACCUGAUGACGAGAUUCCGUCGUGGCCCCAAGAUUGCCUCAACUUCCUUCUGCAGCCGUGA